AUGGCGGACACUUCUUUCAUCCCACCACCCCCUCCUCCUCUCAUGUCCCCAACUUGCCCUAGACCUUCCCUAGGUCGACAGUCAAGUUGGCACAGAACCUCCACCAUCCAAGGAUCUGUACCUCCCCCGCCGCCUCCUCCCCCGCCCACGGAGAGCUGGGCCCCCGAUGAGGAGGAAUACAUCGAGGCGGAUGAGCUCCGCGGCAACGAGCCCGAGUUCGUGUUAGACAGGGGUAUCCCCUCCAGCUAUACUCCUCUUCCGCCGGACAUGGUCGAUGAAUUUCGGAAAUUUCGACAAUUCCUCGACGCUGGCGGCGUGGAAGGCCUCAAGAACCAGAUUGUGGAAGAAGGCAAGCGUUUCUCAUUCUCGUCCCUUCCCAUCUUCACGUUCUCCUCUCCCACUUCUGGCUUCCAACUAACACGACAAAGCCAAAUCCCGCGGGAAUCAUUCUUCCCCAAGGCUCCCAACUUUACGGCAGCUCCGCCGACCGGCCCUACCUUCCCGCAAACACCGCCGGCUUCUCCUCUUCAGAAACCCCAAAGCGACGUCGGCCUGAGCAUCGUCGACAAGCGCUGGGGUCAGCUGUUCGAUGAGAACGGCAAGGCCACCAGGAGACUUGGUCAGGUUCUGAGAGGAAUCGCCAACUAUCUUAUCUCGCAGGUAGAGCCUCUCGGCCUCGUCAUCCCCCCCAAGAAGUUGUCGGUCUUUUACCGACAGUAUGCUGUCGAAAACGAACCGCAUUCCUUUGCUGACGUUUUCAAGUGUCGUGAGGAUGACGAAAAGGACUGGCUUGAUAUCGAAUACCUCUUCGAGGAUCUAGAAUGCAACUACCACCUCAUCAAACACUCCCCAAAGUCUCCCAACAUCGUUCCAGCCCUCACCCCGGACGGCUUCGUCAAGUGGACCAUAAUGGCCAUCUACGCCAACCCAGACGUCGAAGCCAAACGCCUGGACAGGAUCAUGUCGAAACUGCCCAUCGACUCAGACGGGCCCCUCGUGGAUGGAAAGCCCGAGAGGCUCCCGAAGCAGCUAUCGAGACACCUCCUCCCCAAGAAAGCCGACAAGACUGCGCAGGAGAAUUUGGACCUUUCCAUCAGGGACGUCUUUUCUCGGCGAAAAUCCCGCGAUCGAAAGAGGGCUGAAAAGGCACGGAAGAGCUCUCCGGACGGCGGCUUCGGCUCGAGCACAUCAUCACCAUCUAAGAACCGGGACAGGGACACAUCCUACAAUGACGGCAGCCCUGACUCCAGUUCCAGGAGAAAGGAGGAGAAGAAGGCGCCAGCCAAGUCCGUCAGGUUUACAAACAAGGACCGGGAUAAUGACGGCACUCAAUCUACUCGACCGUCGAAAGAAGGAGCCGGCCGACCCUACAAUUUGAGCAACAUUACACUGCCCCCAACGGCCCGGGGCCAGGAACGCAGUCCAUCAACGAAAUCACCCCGGCAUGGCUCCACUGACUCUAGUAGUCCUGCCGAGCCAUAUGCAACGUCGUCGCCUCCCCCGCCUUCGGUAUCUCUGCUAGAUCUCCACAGCGGACGAGACCGGUCGGAAAAGGACGACAAAUACUACAGAUAUUCGUCCAAGGCCGAAGACGUCACCCCGCGCCGCAUGCCGAACGGGAGUGGAGACGACGCUCCCAGGUCCAGGCGAAGGAGGAGCGUUGUGCUCACACAGGACAAGCCGCCCAGUCGACAUCACAGCCGGCGAGAGUCGGCUGCAGACUACGCCGGACACCAGUACAAAUGA
Messenger RNA from Scedosporium apiospermum, 1746 nucleotides. RefSeq lists its product as uncharacterized. Bases 1 to 1746 code for a protein of 581 amino acids. Lineage: Eukaryota; Fungi; Ascomycota; Sordariomycetes; Microascales; Microascaceae. The transcript is spliced from 4 exons. The record is from RefSeq and is a predicted model, not a curated record.